Verticillium alfalfae VaMs.102 is the source of this 684-nucleotide messenger RNA. Its product is annotated as S-(hydroxymethyl)glutathione dehydrogenase. Lineage: Eukaryota; Fungi; Ascomycota; Sordariomycetes; Glomerellales; Plectosphaerellaceae. Bases 1 to 684 code for a protein of 227 amino acids. The record is from RefSeq and is a predicted model, not a curated record. The transcript is spliced from 4 exons.
AUGGCCUGUGAGAAGACCAAUGCCUCUGCCCCUCACGAACAGCUGUAUGGCUCGCAGUUGGGCGGCAUCUUUGGUUAUUCCUACUUCACUGGUGGUUUCGCUGACGGUCAUGCCGAGGACGUGCGGGUGCCGCCGGCCGACAACAAAUUGCUGAAGGUUCCGAAUUCUCUUCCCAACGAUAAGGGUAUCUACUUGUCGGACGUUCUCCAUACUUCCUACCACAGCGUCGUUUACUCUAGGGUCAAAGAAGGUGAUGAUGCUGCCAUCUGGGGCCUUGGCCCAAUCAGCCUGAUGGCAAGUGCUUGGACCUACGUCAGGGGUGACAAGCAGGUCAUCGGAAUUGACAGCAACUGGCGAUGUGCUUAUGCCGAGUCAAAGAUCCCAGGCCUCAAAACGAUCAAUUUCAGACACUUGAAGGCUACAGGGACUGUGCCCGCCAAGGUCCAUGAGAUUUUGCCGGGAGGUGCCAACGUCAGCAUUGAUGCGACGGGCGGAGAGUACGGCAAAGGAUGGGCGCAUUCUUUGGAGUUGGCAAAGUUCGGUGCUGUAGGACUUAUCGGCGACUACGUCGGAUUCACCAAACACUUUAACGUCGGGUCGCUGAUGGAGCGCGGCAUCCGCUUGAUCGGCUGUGGUCAGGCUCCGGUUCAGAAGUGCAAGUCAUAUAGAUCCAAUUUCUCCUAG